This is a messenger RNA of Hevea brasiliensis (rubber tree), 531 nucleotides long. RefSeq lists its product as uncharacterized. The transcript is spliced from 3 exons. Gene Ontology annotation, biological process: mitochondrial respiratory chain complex IV assembly. Bases 108 to 374 code for a protein of 88 amino acids. Gene Ontology annotation, cellular component: mitochondrial inner membrane. Lineage: Eukaryota; Viridiplantae; Streptophyta; Magnoliopsida; Malpighiales; Euphorbiaceae. The record is from RefSeq and is a predicted model, not a curated record.
UUAUAAAUACCAAUCCUCCCCUUGCUUGCCACUUCCACCCACUCAAUCCAUCUCUAGUUCACUUUCUAGACAUCUGUUACAGCCUCAUCAAGAAAGAAUUCAAGAAAAUGGAGGCAUUUCAAUCUUGGGUUUCAGAGCACAAGCUUACCAGCAUUGGAGCACUGUGGGCAACAGCAGUUGGAGGAUCACUGGCUUAUACACGUACAAAAACUCCUCUAAAGCCAAGUCUCAGGCUUAUCCAUGCCAGGAUGCAUGCACAAGCCUUGACACUUGCAGUGCUCUCAAGUGCAGCAAUCUAUCAUUACUAUGAGAAGAAGCAAGGAGAGAAUAAUGCUGCUGCUGCUUCUGGAGCUACCAACUCUCUGCCUAACUAAAUGAUAACAAGUCUGCUCUACUAUUUUAUGUUAAUCUUGAGGGGGUUUUGCUUUACAAAUUAAAAUGAUCUGUAUUGACCUGGGAUUUGCUUUGGCUGUUGGCGCCUGGGUUAAUCAUAUAGUUAAUACUAAUAUGAUUAAGUUUUUCUCUUUGCUA